Pteropus alecto (black flying fox) is the source of this 3285-nucleotide messenger RNA. RefSeq names its product biogenesis of lysosomal organelles complex 1 subunit 6 (gene BLOC1S6). Gene Ontology annotation, cellular component: transport vesicle; extrinsic component of membrane; BLOC-1 complex. Gene Ontology annotation, biological process: intracellular transport. The record is from RefSeq and is a predicted model, not a curated record. Bases 113 to 631 code for a protein of 172 amino acids. Lineage: Eukaryota; Metazoa; Chordata; Mammalia; Chiroptera; Pteropodidae. The transcript has 5 exons.
CUUCCGAGUGCAACCGCUGCUUGUCCGGCUGAGCGCUGGACACUUUUGGUCCCUCCUUACUGCAUCUGACCGCCUACACAGCUGUCUUUUUCCUGUUCUCAGCGGGAAGGACAUGAGUGUCCCUGAGCCGCCGCCCCCGGACGGGGUCCUGGCAGGGCCACCGGACCGCCUAGUGGCCAGGGAGCCAACGCCGGGUUUAAGUGACACUUCUCCAGAUGAAGGGUUAAUAGAGGACUUGACUGUUGAAGACAAAGCUGUGGAGCAACUGGCAGAAGGAUUGCUUUCUCACUACCUUCCAGAUCUGCAGAGAUCAAAACAAGCCCUCCAGGAACUCACGCAGAACCAAGUUGUAUUAUUAGACACACUGGAACAAGAGAUUUCAAAAUUUAAAGAAUGUCAUUCUAUGUUGGAUAUUAAUGCUUUGUUCACUGAAGCUAAACACUAUCAUGCCAAGUUGGUGAAUAUAAGAAAAGACAUGCUGAUGCUUCAUGAAAAGACAUCAAAGUUAAAAAAAAGAGCACUUAAACUGCAGCAGAAGAGACAAAAAGAAGAGUUGGAAAGGGAGCAGCAACGAGAGAAGGAAUUUGAAAGAGAAAAGCAGUUAACUGCCAAACCAGCUAAAAGGACAUGAAAAGUUGAAUGUGUUUGUGUGUUCUUCCCUUCCCCUGUCCCAUAGUCUUUGGAUCUAAGAUGACCUAAGUGUGGGCUGAAGUUAAGGUAGUGCCUUAUAUGUAUACAUUGUGUCUUGUUUUGAAAUCCUUUCCCCAGUAAUGCUGUCUCUAUAUCUUCAUUUUAGCCAUUCAAGAAGAUUUUUUUCCCCUAAGUAAAAGACCUACUGUCACUUGGUUUGGUUAUUUAUAUGUAACUUUUCAACUUGUUUUUCUUAAUUUGAAAAUUUAUUAUUUUGGCCUUGAAUCAUUUAUAAACUGGUAAAUGGUUUGAUUAUUUUAAUAGUCCAGACUCUAAAUGGUUAAAAGUUAGUAUGGAGUUUUUAGAUUUAAUUUACUUGGAUUUAAAAGUUUUGGUUUUUUAUUUUAUGAAAUGACUUGCCUUUCUGGCAGUACAGUGCUGGUUUUUGGCAGUUGCCUUUUCAUUGCUUGAUUAAGAAGAAAUCUGUUGAAUUAUGCCAUGGAAAAAAGGUGGAAUAAUCCUUUGUGAAGAAUAUAGAAAAGUGUGUACACAAGAAAUAAUAGCAUUAACACAAAGGCGAGGGUGAAGAAGAUGCCGGAUAGAUUCCACUAACCACACACGCUUUCUUCAUCCUAGUGUUGUUGUUGCUAUUUAGUUCUUAUGUAGCUUCUGGCUUCAUAGUACAUUAUAUUUAUUCUUCAAGUUUGGCAGAGGUGGUGGUAGAGCUUCCACACACUCAAAUGUGCUUAAAUAUUUAUAAUACUUAGUAAGAGUUAUCACACACUGAGAUACAGUUGUCAAGUUGAUAAGAUAGUGAGCUCAGCUUUCCAAAUGGAAGGUCUAACUGCUAUUUCUCUCUGAUUUGCUGUGUGGCAUUACCUGUGGUUAUUUUUUUUCUGUGCUUUUAAAAAGUCCUUAAAGUAAAUGAUACAUACCAGCUACCUAUUUUAUAGAUAAUGACAGAUUGUGGAAUAUUAGUGAAUAGCUUCUUCACAAAAGAAGCAGCAUGAUACCUUUAGUGUUUUCUAGAUUCUUUCUCCCUAAUAAGUAGAAACUUAUGCGAGGGAAAUAUGAAGUUUUGUUGUUUAAAAUUGAGAGUGUAUUAUUCACUGUUUUAGUAUUAUUUAAUAUCCAACUUAUCUCCAAUCUCUAUUACAUAGAAAUUGUACAGAACCUAUAAAGAUAUGUAAUUAGAAGGUGUAUCUUUUAUAAUCUGCAUUACAUUUUGGGUAAGCUGGCCUUACUACCUCUGAUCACUUAUUGGGCUAAUUAAUGAUGGAGAGGGCAUUAGAUUUAAAUUGAAUGAUAAGAACUAGUCUGUUUAAAGGUUUAAAUUGUUUGUUUGAAAGCCUUUCCUUUCUUUAAUGAAUGAAUUAUGAUCUCACAAUUUACUUGACUUUGACCAUAUAUUUAAGAAUAUGUAUUUUAUUUUGGAAGGCUACAUAUUACUCUUAAAUACUAGUUAACACUGCCUAGGGCAGGAUUCAUUAGGGCUUGCAGGGCAAUGUCACCUAAAUUACUGAAUGUACUCAUAACCUGACAAAGGCUGUGCAUUGUUUCUCAGAGUGAUUUGUGAAUUAACUGCAAUGGUUGUUUAAAUGCUAGUUCCUGGACACCACUCUAUCUACUAAAGCAAAUCUGUUUGGCUUUUUUUUUUUUUUUUUUAAAUUUUCCGCAACUGAUUCUGAUGCACCUUAGAAGCUGAGAACCGCUGUCUAGUGGUGUAGGUCAGAGGUUCCCAAAGAGGCUGCAUAUCAUUAUCGCAUGGGAACUUAAAACAAAAGCAGACAUUCAGGAAGAUUGUUAUUUAGUACUUCUGAGGUGGGUCCCAUGCAAAUUUUAAAGUGCUCCCCAGGUCAUUCUGAUGCAAGGAACUACUAACACUGGUUCAGACUAUCUAGUGAUUUAUAUUUAUAAGUAAUGAAUAGUUUAAAAGCUACUCAGAACUUUUGGGAUUAAUCUUAUAAAAUAAAUUCUGAACUGCUGCUUUUUAUAUAAAGUCAGAUUUAAGACUAAAAUAGAUAGGAGGCAGGAAAGAUAUAGAAAAUUCCUAUUAAUUGAGCUUUUGUGACUUGUAUUAAAAUAAAUCAUGUUUAUUGAAUGAAUGGCAAGGCACAUAUACUUUUAGAAUUAUAUUUAAAUUUUGAAGAUUUUUUUUCUAAAUGUCAAGACUAUAUAUAUUAGCAUUCACUAUUUUUAGGUCAAUUGUAAAUCAGAAAUGGUUACCUUGGUAAUUGAAAUCUAAAACUUUAGUUGUAUUUUAGUAGCACAGAAACAUACCUUACUGACUAAACCUGAACAUAACCCUUAUAAUUAGUCUUACUGUAUUUUUGCACAAAAUAAUGAAUUUGUACUUGGGUCGAAAAAAUAUUGCCUUUGAUAUUUUAGGUGAAAAAAAUUGCAUUUGUUUUGACACUAUAUCACAUAUGUAAUGAACUAAAAUGAUGGGAGUUAAUUUUGUAUUUACUUGGUAGGAAAUAUGUAGAUAUGCUGCUGUGGAAUAUAACAUGGAUUGUGUCCUCUGUGAGUGUUUGGGUGGAUACAGUUUGUAAACAUGCCAGCUAUACAUCCUUAUACAUUUGUCUGAUUUUGAGCUUGUAAAUUGAGGACUACUUUUUACACGUUUAAUUAAAAAAAUGCCUCCAAGUUAUCGAA